This is a messenger RNA of Psylliodes chrysocephalus, 951 nucleotides long. The record is from the annotation of a GenBank genome assembly. NCBI's taxonomy places the organism in Eukaryota, Metazoa, Arthropoda, Insecta, Coleoptera, Chrysomelidae.
AUGGGUAAAACAGUGGCUGAUAUUAUUUUGGAUUACCAGAAGAAGAAAAAAUUAGAAGACCCUGAAUCAGAGAAAUAUCAUCUGAUUGAAGCAGCAGCAAAACUGAUCAAAACGGAAAUCAAACUAUUAUCAACUACAACGGAGCACUAUCCCUUGUCAUCAGAGAAUGCAUCUGAACAGGAAAAUAAAAAGUUGUUGCCAUCAGUUUUGCAACAUUUCUUGGAUAUUAUCAUUGGUACCAAGGCAAGUGAUUUGAAGAAGAUUUCUAUUGGACAGGCUUUGGUGCAAGAUUCAAGACCAAGAUCACUCAUAAGUCCAAUCCUCUUUGGUGUUGGUGUCCAGCUUCAUUGCGAUUUUGGUUCUCGGUUACUUGUGGACGAGCUUUACAGACUUGGGUUUUCCAUAUCAUAUGAUGAAGUACUAAAGUAUUUACAAUCUGCAAUAAUAGACAAGACACCAAAUUUUCAAGUUCCAACAGGUCAUUUCUGUCAGUGGAUAGCUGAUAAUGUGGACCACAACAUUGCCACCAUCGAUGGUCAAAACACUUUCCAUGGAAUGGGAAUUAUCAUGUGCAAAUCCGGACCACCUGAUACAAAGUCUAAUUCGUUGUCAGAGAGAAAGAUCCCUCGUUGCAAAAUCAGGCUUAAUGCUGCUAAUGUCUCUGCAGAAGCAAAAAUAGAAAUUAGAAUAUUUCAGUCUCUUAAAUCCAACAUGAACAAAAUUAUGUUUGAAGAACUGAUUUUAAAUGACAUGAAACAGAAUCUAUUAGAUCUUUUGUGGAUACAUGCAAAAUGUCGUGUGGUAGUGGUAGAUGUACUUGUUGGCGGUAUGGUGUGGAAUGUACUGAGAUAUGCUGCAACUGUUUUGGUCACGAUUGUAAAAAAUGGGGCCUCGAAAGAACGUGUUGAAAAUAAUGAAGAAGACUUAAUUUUUGCAUUUUUAUUAUUUUGA